Messenger RNA from Cimex lectularius (bed bug), 618 nucleotides. RefSeq lists its product as uncharacterized. The record is from RefSeq and is a predicted model, not a curated record. The transcript is spliced from 4 exons. Lineage: Eukaryota; Metazoa; Arthropoda; Insecta; Hemiptera; Cimicidae. The coding region runs from base 58 to 468 and encodes 136 amino acids.
GCAUAAAGGGUUAAUUCAUUCCUUUAAGGGCUCAGUCGACCGACACAACCCGAUAACAUGGCUGCCCUUCAGACGCUCAGCAUGUUCGUAUUCGCCCUUCUCACGUUUCUCGCAUCCGCGGAGAGCUUCUUCUUGUACAGCACGAAAAAAUCUGCACAGGAAAGAGGUCCGAUGCCACCUCAGUACUUCAGAGAGACGACGCCGGCCCAGAUGCCCUGGGGCCAUCCACAGCAAUUUACAUUCGACGGAUCUGGCCCGGUUACUGUCGCACUUCCCGUAGCUGUGCCCAUUCAACCUCAGCUUGCUCCGAUGCCGACGACGCUUAAAGGUAUGGUCCACAAUGUCCAGCUGGUGCCCUGCCUAUGCCCAGUGUCCAAGGACCUUCCGGAGAGUGUCCUUCAGCAGCAGCAAGGCUCUUCGCCGUACCUCGUUCAAAGCAACCCUCAGCCCACCACCACUCAAGCAUAACUGAAAGAAAAUCAAAUUAUUAGAAUUUGUUUAUGCUAUUUAUUAUUUACGCUUGAGAAACUCUGAAGACUGAUAUGAGAGACUGAUGUUUUUAUUUUUCUAUCUAUGUUUUUUUUUUUUAUACGGCAGAAUAUAUAUUGUGAAUUUUAA